Messenger RNA from Penicillium angulare, 444 nucleotides. RefSeq lists its product as uncharacterized. The transcript has 2 exons. Bases 1 to 444 code for a protein of 147 amino acids. The record is from RefSeq and is a predicted model, not a curated record. NCBI's taxonomy places the organism in Eukaryota, Fungi, Ascomycota, Eurotiomycetes, Eurotiales, Aspergillaceae.
AUGCAAGAGCUCAAUGGCGAAGACAUGGCCGACCAGGUGUCGUACGAAAAUAGAGCCGGGAGCGUUUCUGCGGGUCCGUCGGCUCAUCACGAGUUGACUCAUCUCACUGAUUCUCUUGAAAGCGCCGCCUCGACCUUGAUCUCCCACGUACAGCCUGGGAUGCAGGGCGUGAAGGUCCGCCGUUUUGAAAUCCGCACAGACGUUGACGACAUAUACAGCCUAUUUUGCCUUGCCGAGAAUGGCCAUCCUACUGACGAGAAUGUAGUUCUGCAGUGUCGAGACUGCCAAGUAUUGUCGCACAUGGGUUGCAUGGAGGAGUUGAAGCAAUGCAGACCUGAGUUGCACGAGUCAUGCUGCGUCUGCCGAAGUGAAGAGCCUCAAGACGCCCUGUUACGCGGGUGGCCAUCGCAGAUUCGAAUGAGCACUGAUGCAGCCAGAAGCUAG